This is a messenger RNA of Zingiber officinale, 1397 nucleotides long. RefSeq names its product probable sugar phosphate/phosphate translocator At2g25520. Gene Ontology annotation, cellular component: Golgi apparatus; trans-Golgi network; endosome. NCBI's taxonomy places the organism in Eukaryota, Viridiplantae, Streptophyta, Magnoliopsida, Zingiberales, Zingiberaceae. The record is from RefSeq and is a predicted model, not a curated record. Gene Ontology annotation, molecular function: antiporter activity. Bases 195 to 1277 code for a protein of 360 amino acids. The transcript has a single exon.
GAGGAUUAAGUGACAAUUUUGAUAAGCAGGAGGGGCCAAAUGGAAUUUAUUCACAAUUAAAUACUUUCACACCCAAACCAACAGCCUUUCGAAGACCCAGGUCUUCUUCCUCUUCUCGUCGCUGAUCCACUCAUCUUCUUCCCUUCCCUUCCGCCAUCCAUUGCCGUUUCCGCCGGAGCGGAGGAGGACUCGAUAUGGAAGGCAAAGAAGGUGACAUCGCCGGCGGCGGAGGAGUAGGGAUCGUGGCGCCGGAGGGGGUGGUCCGCAAGGUGCUCCUCGCCUACGCCUACGUCGCCAUCUGGAUCUUUCUCAGCUUCACCGUCAUCGUGUACAACAAGUACAUCUUGGAUCCCAAGAUGUACAACUGGCCCUUUCCGAUCAGCCUCACCAUGAUCCACAUGGCCUUCUGCUCCUCCGUCGCCUUCCUCCUCAUCCGCGUCCUCCGCCUCGUGGAGCAGCCAUCGUCUCCGGAGAUGACACGCGAGCUCUAUGUCGCCUCCGUCGUCCCCAUCGGCGCCCUCUACUCACUUUCCCUCUGGUUCUCCAACUCCGCCUACAUCUACCUCUCCGUCUCGUUCAUCCAGAUGCUGAAAGCCCUAAUGCCGGUCGCCGUCUACUCCGUCGGCGUCCUCCUAAACAAGGAGUCCUACAGGAGCUCCUCCAUGCUCAACAUGCUCUCCAUCUCCUUCGGUGUCGCCAUCGCCGCCUACGGCGAGGCUCGAUUCGACGCCUGGGGCGUCGCCCUCCAGCUCGGCGCCGUCGCAUUCGAGGCCACCCGCCUCGUCCUCAUCCAGAUCCUACUCACUUCCAAGGGGAUCUCCCUCAACCCCAUCACCUCCCUCUACUACGUCGCCCCCUGCUGCUUCGUCUUCCUCCUCCUCCCCUGGUCCCUCGUCGAGCUGCCCCUCCUCCGCGGCCAGGCCUCCUUCCGCCCCGACCUCCUCGUCUUCGGCACCAACUCCUUCUGCGCCUUCGCCCUCAACCUCGCCGUCUUCCUGCUCGUCGGUAAGACCUCGGCGCUCACCAUGAACGUCGCCGGCGUCGUCAAGGACUGGCUCCUCAUCGCUUUCUCCUGGUCCGUCAUCCGCGACACCGUGACCCCCAUCAACCUCUUCGGCUACGGCAUCGCCUUCCUCGGCGUCGCCUACUACAACCACGUCAAACUGCAAGCCCUCAAGGCCAAGGAGGCGCAGAGGAAGACUCAGCGGACCGAUGAGGAAGCCGGAAAACUCCUCGAAGAGAUGAAAGGUGAUCGAAACAGCGACUCUGAUUCCUGAUCGAAAGCAUGCUAUCUCUGCUAAUCAUUCUCACAUCUAUCCGCUCGUAAUUAGCUUCCAUAGCUUUUGUAGCAUUAUCAUCUAUCGAUCUAAAUGGCAUAAUUUAUUAAGAUGCUUAAA